AUGCUUGAUCCCAUUUCUUUCGCCAAACAAUGCGAGGAACUCGUCUGGAACUCUCCAAACUCAAUGGAAAGUAACAAAACUCGGCGUCAUUUCUUUGCCCUGUACCAUAUAGUCGUGGCGGUCGGCGCGAUUGUCGCUGGCUCUUGCAUCACUCAGGACUUUGAGCGCGAUAUCAACAUCUGCAUGAAGCUCCCGGCUCAAGGGCAAGAUUUCAAUCCUUCUCGGUUAAGCCAAGAACUCUCGAAGAAGUACUUCCAGAAGUCCAGGAUGUUGCUCGGAGAUGUGUUUGAAGUUUGCUCUCUGGAGAGCGCCCAGACACUUCUCCUUAUGAACUCUCUGAAACCCCACGCUUGCUACAUGUAUUGCGGCCAUGCCGUCCGCACUGCACUAGCCAUCGGUAUCGCAAGAGAAACUCCAUCCAACUCGGUUGAGGAUCGCAAGGCAGCACGAAGAACGUGGUGGUGCAUUUACUCUCACGAGAUUGACAUGAGCUGCAGUGCAGGUCGUCGCGAUAGUCUUGGCAAGCCUAGGAAUUACCAGAUCGAUUUGCCUCAUAUCAAAGGGCAAGAUGUUGCUAUAUCAAACCAGUCUGACCUCGAAAAUUGCAGUGCAGCCAUGAUCAAUGAGAUGGUUCAUUUUGCUGCUGUCCUACGGCGCCUCUCGAAGGAACUGUACUAUGAUUCGAAGGGUCUUACUUUGCUUCAAAAGUCCGCCGUUGCGAAAGAGCUCGAUCGCCUGCUUGACGACUGGAAGGCUAAGCUGCCAACUUAUCUGGACUUCACAGCCGUGUCAUUCCGGGAGCAGGAAUGGGCAGCUAAGCAGAAGCUUGUACUCCAUCUCAGAUACCUCAACGCAAGAAUUGUUCUGCAUCGCCCUUUUCUCGAACAGCCUAUGCUCACGGCAGAAGCGAACAUGUCUACACACGCUGAGUUAUGUUUGGAUGCCGCACGAAAGACUAUUUGUGUCAUGUAUGAUGCAUACGCAAAUAGACACUACUUCCGCACUUGGUGGUACAACUCCACGUACACCUUGUACGCUGGGAUGAUCGUGCUGUAUAUCAUCAUGCUUGGUCCUACAGCUGUUCCAUCAGAGGACCUCCUCGCCGAUGCUGUAAAAGCGCAUGAUAUAUUGCAAUCAAUGGAGGAGGCUACUGUUGCUCGAAGGAGUGCGAGUCUGAUUCAAGAAGGACUAGAGGUAGCGCGAGCAUGCGUGCAGCGGCAACAGAGCAGGCCUGAUGGCUAUGCGGAACUGCCGAUUUUUGAUGGUACACAGGGUGACUCGAACAUUAUUGCAGAUCAGUUUUCUAGUGCUGUUUCGGGACAGGAUCAUGCGUUGUUGGCUUCGAUCAUUGAUCCGAACUUGCUGCAAGAUUUCAUGGCGGCGGAUCAGGAUGCUCUCGGAUUGGGGUUUGAGAUGCCAUCUUUGGAUGGGUUGUAUGGUGAAGCAUUGGAUGUUGAUACUAUGUCGAUGAUGCCUUGA
Molecule: messenger RNA, 1479 nt
Organism: Fusarium musae
Lineage: Eukaryota; Fungi; Ascomycota; Sordariomycetes; Hypocreales; Nectriaceae
Exons: 2
Coding region: 1-1479 (492 amino acids)
Biological process (GO): DNA-templated transcription; positive regulation of transcription from RNA polymerase II promoter by galactose
Cellular component (GO): nucleus
Molecular function (GO): zinc ion binding; DNA-binding transcription factor activity, RNA polymerase II-specific; RNA polymerase II cis-regulatory region sequence-specific DNA binding
Source: RefSeq, a predicted model, not a curated record